Molecule: messenger RNA, 960 nt
Organism: Thelazia callipaeda (thelaziosis nematode)
Lineage: Eukaryota; Metazoa; Nematoda; Chromadorea; Rhabditida; Thelaziidae
Source: the annotation of a GenBank genome assembly
AUGCAAGGAAAUCCAACUUUACGUCCUUAUCAACCUUUCAAUGCGAAUGCAGAUGCGGAAACACUCCGUAAAGCCAUGAAAGGCUUUGGUUGCGAUAAAAGUAAAGUUAUCAGUGUACUCUGUAACAGAGUUAAUUUUCAGCGUCAGCAAAUUGCAACAGCUUUCAAAACCUUGUAUGGCAAGGAUCUUAUCAGCGAUUUGAAAAGCGAAUUAUCAGGCGAUUUCGAAGAUUUGAUACUUGCUUUAAUGGAAAUUCCAUCUCGAUAUGAUGCAAUUCAACUUCACAAAGCUAUGGAAGUAAUGGGUUUGGGUACCAAAGAAUCAGUACUAAUAGAAAUUAUGUGCUCACGUACGAAUGCCCAAAUCACAGAAUUACGCCAUGUUUAUGAGCAUAUGUAUCACCGAAGUUUGGAAAAUGAUUUAAUUGGUGAAACAAGUGGACAUUUCAAGAGACUGCUAAUAUCGUUGUGUGCUGCAGGACGAGAUGAAAGUAUACAAACCGAUCAUUUGCGCGCUAACCAGGACGCAAGAAAAUUGUAUAAAGGAGGCGAGCAACGCCUUGGUACAGAUGAAUCUUGUUUUAAUGCUAUUUUAGCUUCGCAAAAUUAUCAUCAGCUAAGACUUGUCUUCCAAGAGUAUCAAAAAAUAACAAAUCAUACGAUUGAAAAAGCAAUAGAAGCAGAAUUUAGUGGCGAUAUUAAGGAUGGUUUAUUAGCAGUUAUUGCAUGCGCCCAAAACAAACCAGCUUACUUUGCCACUUUAUUAUACAACAGUAUGGUGGGACUUGGCACACGUGAUACUGACCUAAUACGUAUCAUCGUCAGUCGUUCAGAAGUUGAUUUAGCUGACAUACGACAAGAAUUCGAACGAAAAUACAAGCAAAGUUUGGAGUCUUUCAUUAAGAGCGACUGCUCUGGAGCAUAUAAAGACGGCCUUAUCGCACUUGUUAAGGGGAACUAA